AUGGGGAUCACUGUGAUAAAUGGGAAAGCAGAAACAGUUGACAGAGCUGCAGCAAGUUAUUCACAGACAAUUUUUGUUGAUCAAUCCGGUCGCGGUAAUUUUAAGAAUAUACAAGCAGCAAUCGAUUCUGUUUCAUCGAAUAACCAGAAUUGGGUUCGUAUAUACGUCGAGCCUGGAGUUUACAGAGAACAAAUUACGGUUCCCCGGGAGAAACAAUUUAUAUACCUAGCAGGGAAAGGAAAAUGGAAGACUAGUGUAGUUUGGGGAGCCUGUCAAGAACUCGACACCAGCGCUACCUUUAGCGUUUUCGCGGAUAAUUUUGUUGCUCGGGACAUAAGUUUUGUGAAUUCUUGCAACUACCCCUGGAAUCCGAGCAUGUCCCGAACUCCAGCAGUGGCAGGACGGGUUCAGGGAGACAAAAAUAGCUUCUACAAUUGUGGUUUCGUUGGAUUACAAGACACUCUAUGGGAUUCUUUAGGCCGACAUUAUUUUUCUCGUUGUUCUAUUGUUGGCGCUGUUGAUUUUAUUUUUGGCGCUGCACAAUCUAUGUACGAGGGAUGUACAUUGUUGUUUAAUGGAACGGCUCUAGCAGGGCCAGGAUACAUAACAGCACAAGCAAGAGGUAGUGCAGAUGAUCCGAGUGGCUUCGUGUUCAAAAAUUGUGUCGUCGAUGGCACUGGAUGGACUUACCUGGGAAGAGCCUGGAGACCAUAUGCCAGAGUCAUAUUUUCCAGCUCUACAUUCUCCAAUAUCAUUGUUCCGACUGGUUGGGAUUCGUGGUAUACUCGCCAUGAUCAACUGAAUCAAUUAACGUUUGUCGAGGAUCUCUGUCACGGACCGGGAUCAGACAACAGAAAUCGGAUCAAAUGGGAGAACCAGUUAAAUCAGGAACAACUGCAGCAACUCACCAGCAUUUCUUUCAUUGAUAAUGAAGGAUGGAUUGGUCGCCAGCCUUUCAACAUGCUGGCUCAUUAG
Molecule: messenger RNA, 975 nt
Organism: Daucus carota subsp. sativus
Lineage: Eukaryota; Viridiplantae; Streptophyta; Magnoliopsida; Apiales; Apiaceae
Product: probable pectinesterase 29
Exons: 5
Coding region: 1-975 (324 amino acids)
Biological process (GO): pectin catabolic process; cell wall modification
Molecular function (GO): pectinesterase activity
Source: RefSeq, a predicted model, not a curated record